UGCCAGACACCGUAAAAACCGGUAGUCAGUGAAACAAUAAGAUUAUGUGAAGUUAUAGCGUAAUGCAGCGACGGGUGGCACAGCCCGGUUUAAAUACUGGGAAACAGAGGCUCGAGGCAGAGGGCGUGGCCGCGAGCGCUGACGCUCUGUGUUUAUGUGGAAGGAGCAGCGAGCAGUCAGUCCGGUAACCUGCCAGACCUUCAGACCGUGGACCUCAAACGUGUGCUGUAGUGUCACCCCAGCCCGGGUGCCAUGGUCCUCAGUUACACAUGAGCUCUACUAUGUGGUACAUCAUGCAAAGCAUUCAGAGUAAAUACUCAUUGUCUGAGCGGCUCAUCCGCACAAUCGCAGCCAUCCGCUCAUUCCCACACGACAAUGUGGAAGAUCUCAUUCGUAAGGGAGCUGAUGUGAACCGGAUGCAUGGCACACUGAAGCCCUUGCACUGUGCCUGUAUGGUCGCUGAUGCUGACUGUGUGGAGCUGCUGUUGGAGAAAGGCGCGGAGGUGAAUGCUUUGGACGGAUAUAACCGCACAGCACUGCACUAUGCAGCUGAGAAGGAUGAGAGUUGUGUGGAGUUGCUGUUGGAGUAUGGGGCCCAGCCAAACGCCCUGGAUGGCAACAAGGACACUCCACUUCACUGGGCCGCCUUCAAAGAUAACCCAGAGUGUGUAAGGGCCCUGCUGGAGAGCGGGGCCUGUCCUAAUGCACGGGACUACAACAAUGACACGCCUUUGAGUUGGGCAGCAAUGAAGGGUAACCUGGAGAGUGUUAAGGUGCUAUUAGACUAUGGAGCACAGGUCCACGUGACUAACCUGAAGGGCCAGACCCCUAUCUCUCGACUGGUGGCCCUGUUGGCCCGGGGCCUGGGCACUGAACAGGAGGAGGAAUGCCUGGAGCUGCUGUGCCGGGCAGCUGGGCGGUUUGAAAUCCGACGGGCUGACGGCACUCUUCCCAGGGAGCUGAGUAAGGAUCCCCAGCUGCUGGCGAGGCUGACCAGCAUGGUGGCUCAGGCUCCCACGCUUCGCACUCUGGCACGCUGUGCUGUCCGGCAGAGUCUUGGAGUCCAGUUCCUCCCCACUGCUGUCAAAGAGCUUCCUUUACCAGAGACCAUAAAAGACUAUUUACUGCUGAGAGACUGAGGUGAUAAAACCAUUGGGGAGCUCUCAGCCAUCGCUGAUUAUUUGACAGCUCAUCACAAAGCUUUUAUUGGCAAAGAAGUCCCUCCAUUAAAUUAUAGGGUAUUGUCUGACAGUGGCCCUCAUUUAUUAACCCUUCUUGCAAAUGAUUAUGGAUUUAUGCCCCAGAAGAGACGUACAAACCUCUCUAAGUCCUAUUCCAUUAUCUGGUGGUUAGAGAGCCAGUACGCCUUUGACAUUUUAAGUACUUAUGAUGGAGUUUUCAUAUGCAAAGUUUACAAAAAGUGUUAAAUGUUAUAUUUUAAUGAUUAAAUACAAUAAAAUAAUGUUAUUAUGGUUCAUCACAGAACAUGAGGAAAAACCUAAAUGUCGAGUUUGCUGGUAAAAGUCGUAGUGUAUGCUCAUUGUAGGAUUAUAAUUAAAUUAAAGAUAGGUUUAUGAAUGAGGGCUAAUGUCUAAUGAUGCAGGCUGUUUAGAGGAUGUAAUUCCUGAAGUGGUGCUUAGGAGCAAAUGUAAUGUAGUGUAUUUGAUAGUUGGAGUGGCCAUCUCUCUCUCAGUGACGUCCCAGUGAACUCACUGUGCAAUCAUUUCUGCAAUACCAAGGAAAAAUAAAGUUAAAAGAAUAACACUCUGAUGACAACAAAAAAGAUUGUGCCAGAUGGGAAAAUGUAUUUAAUUAGAAGCAACGUCAUGUUGCAGAAUAUUAUCAUUGGUUUAUCAAAAUGUGCCAGGCACGCUAUUCUUGCCACCAUCUAGCCCUCUGAAACACUGAUAAAAGUGAUGUCAACAUGCCUGCUGUCAUAUGUGAUUUAUUAUUUAUUUGGGCUUCAUUUUAAAGGAGAAUGCAGUUGCCAAGGAGGAAUAAAAUUUUCUCUCUUUUUUUUAAAUGACAGAUCUUUUCAGUCUUAACUUGCAAAAGUUUGGGUUUUCAAAGGUGCUCCCAGAUCUAAAUUUGUUGCAGCAUAUGUAAAAAAGAAAUUUAUUUUAAAUUCAGUGUUUAAACGUUACAACCAUGGAAUGGCAUGAUUACUAAUUUUAUGUCCUUGAGAGAUUCACUAAAUAAGCUUGCAAAAUGUAUUAACAUUUGUUAUGGCUUACAUUUGUUUUGGCAUCUGUCUGAACUCUGACCAAUUUUGUGAUCGAUUCUGUUUGCUUGUUCUAUUUCUGUAUAGAAAUUAACCCCGUAGAUCAUGUUGUGUGUACACCUGCAAAAGUGCUUUUUUCUUUGUCAAUGAAAGUAAAUGCCUUUAUAUUCCUUUAA
Plectropomus leopardus (leopard coralgrouper) is the source of this 2397-nucleotide messenger RNA. It is a transcript of the gene asb8, whose product is annotated as ankyrin repeat and SOCS box containing 8. NCBI's taxonomy places the organism in Eukaryota, Metazoa, Chordata, Actinopteri, Perciformes, Serranidae. Gene Ontology annotation, molecular function: protein binding. Gene Ontology annotation, biological process: intracellular signal transduction. The record is from RefSeq and is a predicted model, not a curated record.